This is a messenger RNA of Leptomonas pyrrhocoris, 2630 nucleotides long. RefSeq lists its product as hypothetical. The transcript has a single exon. The record is from RefSeq and is a predicted model, not a curated record. Bases 267 to 2630 code for a protein of 787 amino acids. NCBI's taxonomy places the organism in Eukaryota, Euglenozoa, Kinetoplastea, Trypanosomatida, Trypanosomatidae.
GUCAUUUUACGCCGCCGUGCCCAAAGCGGUCUCGGUCGCCGUCGCGUAGCGCACCUCCGCUGAAGAGACUCGUCGCAGCACUUCCCGCCUACUGGCGUCCGCCCAACGCUCUUUGAUAAAGGAGACCGCACAACACAGACGCAACAACCUCAAAACUACUUGUGGGAACAAUGAAGGCAUCCGGCGCGGCUGCGGCCGCUCGUGGAAGGCCGUCCCCCGCAGCAGCCGAUCCCGCACCCGCUAAAUGCCUUCCUUCCAUCCCUUUAAUGCAGUUUGGCGACUCCCUUUACAAGUGCUUUGCGCGGCAGCACGAGGACGCAGAGGCGAAGAUGCCCUUGACGCGCUACGCGGAUUACUUACAUCACUUCGGCUUCAGCGUCGAGCGCGAGAGCUGCACCCGCGGUGCAGCGGACGUGAGCAGCGGCGGAGGCAGCAAAACAUCGUUUCCCAACACCACGCCGCUUCAGCCGUCGCUUGCAAGCGGACACCUCAUCAACUACGGCAGCGAGGACUCCUCCGCCCUGUCCGAUACCGCUGACUGGGGCAUCAGCGAAGAGACCAAGAAGGAGGCCGAUCAACGAUGCGAGGACGUCGGCGCCAUCAGCGGCGUGUCGGACUGGGAGGCCGUGGCGAAGGAGCUGACGGCGCCGUACAACAGCGUUACGUGGCGACAGACCACAACGCAGUGCAUCAUUAAGAAAGCCCGCUGCGUCUACGCGUGGCUGUGCGCGCACGUCGCGCUGCAGCUGCGACUGUUCGAGGAGACAGCCGGAGAGGCGGACGGUGCACCCGCGGCGACGGCGACGAAGCCGCAGCGCAGCGUAUCGGCCGGCAAAAAAGGAAACCGUCUGUCAAAGAAGGAGAAGGAGGCGGCAGCGGCGGUGGCCGCAGCAGCCGCGCUGGAGCCACCGAAGCCGGUGGAUCCACUGGUGCAGGCCAUGGCGGCACGUCGUGCUACGCCUCUGCUCCUCGCCCAGCUGUACGCCAGCAUGCUCGGCGCCGUUGGUGUGAAGUGUGAAGUGGUGGUGGGGCGGCUGAAGGGUGUCGCGCCGGGUGAGGCCGUCGAGUGGGCGUGGAACGUACUGCGCAUUGAUGGGCGAGCCUACCUGGUGGAUGCCGCUGCUGCACUGUCCGAUGGCGUGCUUCGCAGCUCGCCUGCGCCGUCUCCAGUCCCUGCCGCGGACACCGCAGUGCUCGCCACACCGUCUCACACCGCUGCUGGCGGGGGUGCCGCCCCUGCGACCGCCGCCCCCGGUGCGCCACCGAAGGACACGUCAGGAGGGGACGACGGAGGAGGAGACGCGACCGCCGGCUGGGGCGUUCCGCGGCUGCUGUCGACGACGCCGGCGGAGCUGCGGCGCGACUUCUUCUUCUUCACGCACCCCUGCCUCUUUCUCUCGUCUCACCUCCCCAACGACGCCGCCAAGUCGCUCGUUGCGACGCCGACACGGGCGGUGCACUGGGUAAUCCAGCCGUGUGUGACGCCCGCCUUUUAUCACUACGGCCUGCAGCUGCUCUCCCACCCUUCGCACGCCGCCAUCUCCGUCGGCAGCACGCCCACGUACAUCUCGCUGACAAACAAAGCACCUGGUAAGACGGAGCUGUGCUGUGUGCUCUUCUCUGGCACCCUGCAGGCGCUCUCCGAGGAUGUCUCGUCCAACACACCGCUGGCCCCUGGCUGGGUGUGGCACCAGCGGGUGGACACGACGAACACCGAGACGUUCACGCUGACGGUGCCGCAGGCCGGCUACUACGUGGUCGUCAUCGGAGCGCGGUCCAUCCGUGCCGACCCCUACAGUGCGGCCAUCGUCUCUCCCGCUGCGUCGACCUUCACGGCGGUGGUGUCGUAUGAAGUCCGCGUCGGCUUCACGUCGAGCAACGUACCGGUCCUGCCGCGGCAGUACUUGUCACCGGGUAUCUGCCGGCUGAUGAAGCCUCUCUGCGCGCAGGUCACGCCUGGCCCCCAAAGGUUUAGUGUCAUGCCAUCCUGCAGCAACGUGCUUGCCGUGGCAGUCGUGCGGAGAGUUGCGCUGCAGGGAACAGCCACAGCAUCCGUAUCGACAUCCACGGACCCCUCCUCAAACCCCGCCCACCAUGGCCAUACUCGCUCCCUCGUCUCUUUUCUUACCUUUCAGAUGAAAAUGGCUGCUUUUGAAGGCGUGGCCGAGGUAAAAGCUGGCGACAUAAUCGAGCUGUGGGUCCUCUACGGGGCACCGGAUCGCAACGGGCAGCAGCUCACGCAGCGCGUCGGGGCCCUGCAGACGAACGCCGCCCGGGCGCCGGCCGCCGUGGAGGUGAAGACGGCGGACAGGCGGAAGAAGAAGGCCGCGGCGACCGAGCAGCAGCAGGUGGACAUGGCGCAGGUGGCCCGCCUCGAGCACGCUCUGCGCCGAGGGGAGCUCUUCCAGCUCCUUGUGGGCGGCAUCGAGGUGAAGCACUUUAUCUCGCCGGAUGUGGUGGCCGUCAUACAGCCGCAGCCCACCGUGGAGCAGGAGCAGGCGGCGACCUUGCGACGAUUGGCCGGCGUCACGGAGGCGCUCCUGAGUGAAGCCGGCAGCACGGCGCAGUACCAGGCGAACCCCGUUGGAUCGUACUUUGAAGGGGUGGCCACUGCCGCCGCGACGCGCUGA